Messenger RNA from Paramecium tetraurelia, 3459 nucleotides. RefSeq lists its product as uncharacterized. The record is from RefSeq and is a predicted model, not a curated record. NCBI's taxonomy places the organism in Eukaryota, Ciliophora, Oligohymenophorea, Peniculida, Parameciidae. The transcript has 4 exons.
AUGCUUAAAAUUCUGCACUUAAGCAAACUCUCAUCCAGGUUUUUAAAUAAAAGUAUAGCCUGCUUUUCAUAACCCUUCAUUUAAAAAGAAUAUCAAUUCAUUAGCGACGACGAGGCUGAUUACGAAUUCACAGUCGCCUUUGUUAAUGAAGCAGACUUCUAACAUUUUGCCAAUGCUUAGACAAUAGACGAAGUCAUCAAAGUUUACCAAGAAAACAAUCUAACACCUCAACAGAUUCAUUUCCCAGUGUUUCAAAUCUGCUCCCUUCUUAAGAGGAACCCAGAAACCAAAAAUGAACUGCUUCAUCAAUUCAUCACAGAAAAUGUCCUGCCCAAUUUUGAGACAUUGAAACCAUCACAAUGCAUUACUGUAAUUGUGUUGUUGCAAAAACUGUAAAAUAAAUCAUAUAAUGCCUAAAUCAAGAAACACAUAGAGUAGAAUUUACAAAGUUAUAAUUCCAAAUAAUUGCCACAUAUAUUUUAUUUUUAUUCAAAACAAGGAUGGAAGAUGUUCCACAUUGGCAAAAUCCUAAAGUAAUAAUUGAGAGCAUCUGAUUUUAACAUCGUAGGACUUUGUUCAAUCAUCAGAGCAUGUUACAUUGAAUCAACUCAAUUCAAGUCAAUUAUUCACUCAGAUUUGGCAUUUAAAGCUAGUAAGAGUUUAAUGAAUAAGGUUGAUGACAUGACUACACCUUAAUAAAUAGCUGUAUUUAAUCAAUUAGCCAAAAUGAAAUUGCAUUAGAGCACUUCCAGUAAAUAAUUCCCUUUAUUGCUAUACAAAUUGGCUGAAAUCUUUGUUUAAAAUUUAGGAAAGAUUAAUUUGCAUUCCAAAUUGAAAUUAAUGGAAUCCUAUUAGUUUUUAAUCAAUAACUUUCCAAACACUCUUUUUGAAGUCCUAUUUAAAUCAAUCGAAAUAGAUACCUUGAAUAGUCAAAAUAGGUUGAGACUUUACAUCAAUCUAAAAGAACAGAAAUCCUUCAAUAGACUUAAAGAUGACAAGAUGCAACAAAUGUUCAAUAACAUCAAAUUUGAUGAAGUUACUGAAAACAAUCUCCUAUUGAAAUUUCUGGAUGUCGAAUUUGGGCGAUAAAAUUCAUCGACCAUUGACUCUAUUAUAGUUAGAUUGAAUAAUGCCUAGAAUUUAAAUUCAAAACAAAAAAUAGAGUUUCUCAAAGUCAUCAUCAAGUAAAAUAAAGUUUCAAAAUACUUGGAUCAAAUAAAAAUUACUAAUGAUCAUCUCCCUAGAUUGAUCGAUUAAGCCUAUUAUUGUCAUAGAUAUGUUAAGAGUUUACCAUCUCAGGAAUAGUAGGACAACAUUCAAGAAUCUACAUAAUAAUUGAUGGAAAGAUUGCAGCAACUUGAAAGCAAGAGCAAAUUGUCCAUAAGCCAUUAUAUAUUAAGUUUGGAACCAUAUCCUGGAGAUCCUUUUUAUGAGUUUAUUAAUUAGGAAAUAAAAUUAGACGAAUUACCUGAAAAAGAUUAUAUUCACUUUCUUUUAAGGUUAAAUAGUUAGAAUCUUUUUAAUCAUGAAUUAAAAACAAAAAGUGAAAUGAUGGCACCUUCACUUGAUUAAUUAUAAAGUAUAAUAAAUAAUAUUUCAAAUAUUGAUUAUUUAAAUGAUAAGUUGGUUAAAUAAAUAUCUAAAUGGCAUGUCGAUAUUGCAAAUAAAAGUAUUAUUGAUGGAACAUUUAAUAUACAUUUAAUGCUAAACUUAAUCUUUAAAAUUGUACUAUACACUCCACUAUUUGCUUUACACACAUCAAGAGGUACAGUUAUGUAACCCAUUAGAGAAUUAUUAAACUUUAUGUCUAACUAAGUUUCAUAACAUUAGGGUAACUUGGAAGUGGAUUUGUAUUUAUUUCUUCGAUUUUAUAAAUCUUUCGCCAAUUUAGAUGUCAAAACUAAUUUAAUAUUUAACAUAUGUCAAGAUUUAUGUGAUUAAAAGGAUAAUUUUGAGGAUUUAGAAAAACUUUAAAUUGCGUCUAUUGUAACUGAUUUGAAUCCAGAUUCAUUUACGAAUUUGCAAGUUGUUAAUUCCUUUUUAAGUUAGAUUUUAAAAUUAAAAAUGGACAACUUUAUUUUUAUUUAAAUCACAACUAAAAUAUUACUUUAUUAAUUAAAAUUUAAGGAAAAGUUGAAUUGUGCAGUUUAGAUUACUUCCUUAGAGGAGAUGAUAAAUUAAUUAAAGAUGGAGUUGGUACAAUUCAAUUUUAUGCAAAAUACCAAAGAAAACUAUUAUGAUGGAUUGAUGACAUUACUGGAUUAUGAUGCCUGGAGAAUUGGUCAUUAGAAAUUCGAAAAUGAUGAGUUGUCUGAUUUUAUCCAUUUGCAUUUUUAAAACCUCAAUGAGUCCUUGAAUAUGAAGAGCAUGAGACCAGGCUUGAAAACUGUAAUAAGGAUAAUCAAUUAAUGCGAGAAUAAGUAUCAAUUUAUCUAAAGAUACGAAAAAUUGUUUUAGCAAAUGUUUUCAAAAUGCAAGCAACUUAAAAAUUAAGAAAUCCCACAUAUUUAAGCCUGUUUAGAUUACAUAGAGUUUGCAAAGAAAUUAAAAUUAUCUAAUAAGGAUAUAUUCAAAUUUCUAAUAAACUAAAUCUAGGAGUAGGAAAACAAUUUAAAACCUACUUAAAUAGUUUAAAUUAUUUAGAAGUUCUCUGAAAUGAAAAUCUAUACAAAGCCAUUCUAUGACAAUCUCAGCAACUUAAUCAUAAACCACUCUAAAUAAUAUUCGAGAAUCGAGUUAUUAGAUGUGAUGAAUGCCUUUGCCAAGCUGGGGUACUUCAAUUAGGAAUUAGUUAUCAACAUAUUGGAGCAUACUCAAUAGGAAUUGUAGCAACUUAACAACGGGGUUAUUAGUGUUCAAACCCUUUGGAGUAUAUUAACGAGUUUCUAUUAUUUCAUGAAGGAGUUGAAUCAGAACUUGUUCUCGAGAUAUGAGGGAAUCAUAGUGCAUCUAAUGUAGAAUGUGUCUCAGUUUGUAUACUUGGAGAAGAUCUAAAAGCUACCCAUCAUUUUUCGACAAGUUCAGUGGACAUUUAAAUAUUUGUAAGUGUAUGUGUGUUUAUUUGAAGAAUUGAAUCAGUUAUAACAAGAAUAGGCCAGAUUGAUAAUUGAGAAUGGGAAGAGCCAAGUAAAGCAGAAUAUCAUUCCAAAUCAGAAAUCCACUUAGCAAUUCCGUUCGUUGAUGAAAUUCCUCGAUAAGAACAAAAUAGAAUACAAAAUGAAUUAUUAUUUUGACUCCCAAUAUGUAGAUUUUUACAUUGAAACAAAAAGGAUGAUUAUUUCAGUGGACAACUCUCUGUAUGUGACGAAUGAUAUGUAAUAAUAUACUGGGUUCCAUUAUAUCAACAAAUGGAUCUUGGAGGGAGCCACGAAAAAGUACGAAUUGAAAAGCAUUAGAAUCAAGGCUUGGCAAUGGUUAUAGAUGAGUGAGGAAUAGAAGACCAAGAUUUUGUAAUUGUGA